Molecule: messenger RNA, 1900 nt
Organism: Cyprinodon variegatus (sheepshead minnow)
Lineage: Eukaryota; Metazoa; Chordata; Actinopteri; Cyprinodontiformes; Cyprinodontidae
Product: myelin-associated glycoprotein-like
Exons: 9
Coding region: 65-1543 (492 amino acids)
Source: RefSeq, a predicted model, not a curated record
GAGGCAGCUUUAGCUCACAUUUCCCUUAAAUCUCUUAUUUCCGUUUUAGCCCUAAGAAGGUGAGAUGGGUGCUUCCAAAUUGCUUAUCUUUUGCUUUUUUAUUUAUUUGAAAGGGUCUGAAAGUGAAACCUCCUGGACAUCCAAAUCCCCAGCCUCAGUUAAAGGUCUUCUGGGCUCAUGUGUGGUUAUCCCCUGUUCAUUUAACUUCCCUGAUAAAGGACGUAAUUAUGAUUCUGUUGGGAUUUGGUAUGACCCAAAUGGUGUAGUUUUUCACUCAAAAGUAUCUCAAAAGGUGUCAUCCCAGUAUAAGGGUCGAACUGAGCUGGUUGGAGAUCUUAAAGAAAAGAACUGCUCUCUGAAAAUCGUUGACCUUCAAGAAAAAGACACGGGGCCUUUUGAUUUCAGAAUUGAAAUUAAGGACUAUGACAGCUACUACUAUAAAAGUAUGGUUUCCAUUUCAGCAAUAAGUGAGCCAAAUCCCAUCCAAUUCUCUGUCAGUGGGGACUUUAAGGAGAGGCACAAUCUUUCUGCAUCCUGCUCUGUGUUUCAUACCUGCCCUGCAAGUCCACCCCAUUUCACAUGGAGUCACUCUGGGAAGAAAACGUAUCAUUCCCAACAGCUAAAUGAUGGAGAGUGGAAGGAAACAGCGAUUCUGAAUUUUCGCCUGACUCAUAAUGACCACAACAAGGCGUUGAAAUGCAGUGUAAAAUACAACGGAGGAAAAGUACAGGAAAAACAGGAGAUCCUUCAAGUAAGAUAUGCACCAGUGAACGUGAAGGUAGAGUACAAUUCAACUGUGAUGGAAGGAGAAAAUGUGAGUCUGAUUUGCUCCAGUGAAGCUCACCCUCCUGUCACUAGCUAUCAUUGGCACAGUGAAACCGGUGCAAAUAUCUCUCAGGGAAACCUUUACAUGGUGACAAAAGUUUCUAGAAAUAUAAGAGCAUUGUACUGUAUUGCCGUCAAUGAAGAGGGACAAGGUAUAUCAAGCCCUGCGCAGCUCAAUGUUCUGUAUGCUCCUGAGGUAAAGACUGAGUCAUCAUGCUUCUCACAGGGCAACAAUGUAAAAUGUCAAUGUGUUGUAGACUCCAAUCCUCCAAGUGAAGUCACUUUUAAACUUUCUGACCAAAUUCUUCCCAAUGCUACAAGAAUGAAUGAUAGUUCUUUUGUCAUAAUGAUCCCUUGGAAAGACGUUAAGUCUUCCACGUUUGUGCAGUGUUGGGCAGAAAACAAGCUAGGCAAGGCUAGCCUCAAACUCUUUCUUCAUGACGGUAUGGAGAUUUACAUUUUCAUUGCAAUUGGAGCAGCAGGGUUUUUGGUGAUGAUUUUACUUGGAGUAAUAGUAAUUAAGAAAUGCAGGGGUACGCCUUGUCACACUUCAGGGUCAGACAGGAACACUAUGGUGACACAAAGCGCUUGGAAACCCCACUACAACUCAAAAAGGAAAGAGUUUUGCAACGAUUCACCCAUUUCUGAAAUAUGUCCGAAUUAUAUUUAUGGCAAUGUACUGAAUUUCGGGGAUGAUCAAAUAUAUGCCAAUGUGUAAAGUAAUUAAGAAAAGCAAUGAAGAAAAGCUACUGUCUUUCAAGCUAUUUUUGAUAGUGUUAAACAAAAACGAAGUCUGUAUAAGUAAGACAUUACUAUUCUUAUGACAUUUGGUAUGUAUCUCUCAAAUGAUUUCCAAAACGGAAAUGGUAAUUUUACUUAGCACUUCUGCAAUAAAUACUUUUUCAGAACUUGUGAAAAUGAGUAAUGACCAUUAAGCUAUUGCAAAACGCACUGUACUUGGUUGUAUGUUAUUAUUUUCUUUAUGUUCUGACUUAUCUAGUCAGAAAAUAUGUUAAAAAGCUUGAAAAUAAGACAUUUCUACAAUUUCCAUUUUUUCACACUUUUUUGUUAAGUA